This is a messenger RNA of Engraulis encrasicolus (European anchovy), 8415 nucleotides long. It is a transcript of the gene itprid2, whose product is annotated as ITPR interacting domain containing 2. Bases 1918 to 6582 code for a protein of 1554 amino acids. The transcript has 18 exons. The record is from RefSeq and is a predicted model, not a curated record. Gene Ontology annotation, molecular function: signaling receptor binding. NCBI's taxonomy places the organism in Eukaryota, Metazoa, Chordata, Actinopteri, Clupeiformes, Engraulidae.
CUCUUUCCUUCAUCCCCAUUCACUCUCACCUUUUUCUCUCUUUACCCCUUUCCGCUGUUUGACUGAAUCUCUCUCUUUCUACCUUUCCCGCUGUGUUGCCUUCCCUCCAGUUUUCAUUUAAAUUCAUAUCUUAGCCACGAUACUGCCGUAUCUGUUCUUAUUCUUUUUUUUUCAUUCAUUCAUAGAGGAUGAAUGUAGCAUGUCCUGCCUGUUUGUGUUAGUCCUAGUUAGAUACAAGAAAGGUCCCGCUCACUGUCCACAUUUGCAAUGUUUUCAUGUUGCAAAUGUGGAUAGCGUGUGGAAGCGUUCUUAUCUCCAACGUUGGUGACCUCAGGGGUUAGUCUAAGACUCUGGACUUUUUUGGAACCCAGUAUGAAAGGAGGUGUGCAACAAUUCUGCACAAAAGUCCUAGUUGGGCGGAGAUGAAGGCCUAACCAGUCCUGCUCACUCAGAAGGUUCCAAACUUUUCACACUUGGCCUCGGUAGAGCAGCCAUGUUCCUCUUAGCAGAGCUUUCAAUCCCAGCUUUAGGAAGUAAAAAACCCUGCCAUGCAAGGCAGGGACCAGAAACCCUUAACACCCUUCAGAAUGUUAAAAAAAAUGUCUGAAAGUGAGAACCUUGAAGCAAAAAAAACCCUUCCUUCUACAUCUGUGGCUUUUGUCACGUAUUUGUUGCCCAAAUCUACCUUCGCAUAUUAAUGAAUUAUCUUAUUUAAUCUGGACGGCUGAGGUGUAUUGGUUAGGGAGCUGGACUGUAGAUCAUAUGGUUGCAGGUUCAAUCCCCAUCCUUACUACUUCCUCCCUCCGUGGUUAAAGAGCCCUUGAGCAAGGCACCUAAGCUCACACUGCUCCAGUGACUGUAACCAAUACCCUGUCAAAAAUCAACAUUGAGCAUUUUGGCCCUGAGCAUUUUCUUUUCACAAUUGAUAUUGUUCCAGGCUUUUUUUUCAGGGCUGGAGAAGUGUCAUUCAUAGUGACUGAUGGCAAACGUCAAAUAUAUCAAGUAAUUUCAGGCUUAGAAUCAUUGCUUCUCUUUCCACUUUACUGCAUAUUCUUCAAAAAUAGGCUGUUUAAUCCCUUUCCCCAUUUGGUUAUGUGAAAGUGCAUUUAGUGUUGGCAAUGCAUAACAUAUGGAACACAUUUCAAAGUGAAAGUAGUUUGACAAACAGACAAGCAGAUCACACCAGUCAGCUGUCCUAUGGGAUCCUUUUUCAUCAGGCGGCAUCCUCCGAUUUCCUUGUUUGACAAGUUUUGUCUUUCUUUUCUCUUGAAGACGAAGAAGGAAGACAACUGAACCGGUGUUGUCAGUUCAGUCAAAUAGCUUUUACUCCCAGACAAACAUCCUUUCCAUUUGCACCUCCAGUCCACAGUAGUCUCAGGAGUGUACAUAACUGACGGGAGGUGUGGGUAGGCGGGAUUUUUUUUUUGGCUGGCCUUUCUGUAAACUUGAUUGGCUGUCACUCACCGUCUUGUGUCAAUAGUCGCGACAUUGGCCGAGACUUGCCCUGGUUGUCGCGCUAGUCUUUGCACGGUCGCGCAGACUGCAAGAGGUGUCUCGGGGGGGCAAUGGAUCACCAAGACACGCCACGCAUGCCGUCAUGAUUCUUCUCGCCUCAACCAACAUUGAAAACUAGCAGUCAGCUCGUUUUUUUUCUUCUCCUUUUUUGUCAUUCUGUCUUUCUUUUUUUUUGCCUUUCGCAGGAAGGCAUUUGAGCAAUAGGUUGUCGACCCCGCUCGAUCACUGCGGCGGCUGUAUUGUGUAAUGACUAUGUAACGCGUUGCUUUGGUCACUUGAGUUAUUUUUAACCUAAAAAAAAGGACUGACGGUUGCAUGGAAUCGCUGCUGGCUGCGGCUGCUGCUUUUUUUCUCACAACUUGGACUAUAGAGUCAACUCCAAAAGCGUGACAGUCUGGCUUCAUGAAGGUGACAGGAGAGUUUGAAGGUGGCAGAGUGACUCCCCUGGGGGCUUCUCUGGAUGAACAGAGUAGCACACCAACGAAGGGGGUCUCCAGAAAUGGCUGUAGCUUUGAAGACGACCUGUCUCUGGGAGCCGAGGCCAACCACCUCCAGCUCAACGGCACCAAAGCAGAGGUCCCCUGCUAUGCGGUGGCAGCCAAGGAGAAGCGCAGUCAGUUCAAGCAGAAGGGGAGGAGCAUGAACUCCACCGGCUCAGGCAGGAGCAACACCACCGUGUCCAGCGGCCUGUCUUCGUCUCUCAGCGUGUCGGAGCUGCUGGAUCUGUAUGAGGAGGACCCGGAGGAGGUCCUCUACAACCUGGGCUUCGGCCGCGAGGAGCCCAACAUCUCGGCCAAGGUGCCCUCCCGCUUCUUCAAUGGCUCCUCGGGGGCGCGCGGCAUUGACAUCAAGGUCUACCUGAACGCCCAGCUGCAGCGCAUGGAGCUGGAGAACCCCAACUACGCACUCACAAGUCGCUUCCGGCAGAUCGAGGUGCUGACCACGGUGGCCAACGCCUUCUCGUCACUCUACUCCCAGGUGUCGGGCCUGCCGGUGCAGAAGAUCGGUAACCCCAGCCUGGACGCGGGCGGAGCCGCAGCAGCAUCAGCAGGAGAGGCUGGUGGUGGUGGUGGCGAUAGUUCACCCGAGGACAAAGACAAAAGCGGGGCUGCCAAGGAGCACGCUCCGAUAGCCCGCACCCCCUCGAACUCCACCCUCAACGCCGUCAAGAUCCUCAAGAAACGCGUCACGCGCCACAACCUCUUCGCCGGCGCAUCGCCUGAGGGCGGGGGUGGGAGUCUAGUAGAGGGUGGUGGCGGCGGCGGCGGUGGUGGUGGUGCUGCUGCUGCUGCUGCUGCGGUCACCAUGACAACGAACUCUGACCCCAGCAGCCUGGGUGUUGACGUCGGUGUGGGAGCCGGUACUGGUACUGCGGAAGACCCAAGCAGCCCCGUUGACCUGAAGCCUCAGAAGGUGUUCAGGAAGAAGGACUCGCCACCCUUGGCCACCGUCACAGAGGAGGGGCUACUGGGGAGUACAGAGAGCUCCUGCAGCAAUGGAGAAGCUCCGCACUCCACCACCGCUGGCCUCGCGGCUAAACCUGCAACACACACUAGCGGAGAGGGACAGGAGGAGCAAGGCCAAGCACAGCCCCAGACUAUGGAGCUUCCAGAGGGAUGCGUGGUGGAGGGAAGCCUGGUGGUGGUGGGCCUGGAGUCCCCGGUGCGGGUGAGCAUCAGCGGGGUGUCCGAGGAGAGCGGCGGGGGUCCCCUGGAGGAGGAGCAGGAGGAGGUUCUCCAGAAGGCCAUCACCUCCACGCCAGACAAGGAGCCCAGCAGCAACCUGCUCCCCAACCCCCUCCUCGAGCACCUCCGCACCUCCCCACAGGCCCGCGAGUCCUUUGAGAUGGACGAGCUGCAGGAAGACGAGCCUGGCACUCGCAGCACUUCUCGAGCUGGCAGCGAGCUCCUCAGGACAGCCAGCCAGCAGUCGGACAGCAGUGGCUUUGCUGAAGACCCCUCCACUGACUGCUCCGCUAACUACUUGAAGGUCCAGGAGAGCUCGGACAGCUGUGACAGCGAGACCACGGUGACGUCCCACGCUGGUGACGCCACCACGCCUCUGGCCACCGACACCCCCACCUCCACCUUCGACCUGGACACCCCGGCCUUGCUGGAGACCCACAGCGAGGAGGUGGAGGAGGAGGAGGAGCAGGAGCGGCUAGCUGAGAAGCAGAAGGAGGAGCUUGAACGAGGAGAGGAGGAGGAGGAGGAGGAGGAGGUGGUGUUGGAGGUACCUGGCUACAACGUCCACCAGUUCUCCAGGCUAGCUGAAACUAAAGAACUUGAACUGUCUGUCCCUCUAGAAGCUCCGUCUCCAGCCAACAAGCUGGGCUCCGCAACGGACCCCAGCUCAAGUGCAGAAAAGGAGGCCACUGAAGCUGGGCUUGUGGGCGAGUCGACGUCAGGCUCCACUAAGGACUCGAACUCUGGAGGUCUGGAGAAGGAGAAGGGGGAGAGCACGAUGCAACAGCCCAGCCCUGAAGCCUCUUCAGCGGAUGGUGAGGUGAGAGGCAUGGGUCGCCUCAACCCGUCUGACCGGGUCCGCACAGCGCUGCACCGGGCCAAGGAACGCUCAGUUUCGGUGUGCGACGACCGGGUCGGUGGUGGUGGCGACGGAGGCGUCCAGAGCCCAGGGUCCAGGGCCCAGGAGCUGCGGAAGGCCCGUCUGAGCCGGGCCCCCUUGCAGAAGUCCCACUCGCUGCCCACCUCCCUGCUCACGCCGUCCCGCGUGGUCUCGUCCCUGCGCAUCCAGCUGGGCCACGGUUCGAUCCGGCACUGCACCACGCCCACCUUCUCCUACCGCUACACCGCGGACGCGGAGGGGGCCAUGGAGGUGUGCUCCAUCAAGGAGGAAGGGUGCAGCGAUGAAGAGGAGGAGGACGUAGAGGUAGAGGAGGAGGGGGGAGAGGAAGGCAGGCAAGCCAGCUCUCGUCAAUCCACCCUUGUCAUUAACGCACGUGGUGGACCGCCCGACCAGGUGUCUGGGUCUGGCGUGCCGGAUAUGCCCUUCAGCCGGAUUCGCCCGUACCCGCCGUCCAUGCCCGGUCACCUGACCAUGUCCACUACAUCCCUCUACAGCGGUACCCCCCACCAACACCACCAGCAGCACGACUGGUCCCCCCUCCACCGGCCCCUGAGUGAGGGGGGAGGCUGGAGCAGCGUGCCCAACCUUACCAUGACCCCCCAGGGCCAUCAUCAUCAUCACCAUCACCACCCCCACGCCCCGUCUCCCUCACCCCUCCACGGACUACAGCACCUGCAGCACAACGCGCCGCCCCAGUUCCAGUUCCGUUCGCCGUACCCCAACACCACCAUCCCCGGCACCGGUCUGCUCGGGUCGCCCCACGCCAGCCUCAACUCGUCCUUCAACAGCGCCCUCGCCCCCCCGACCCCAGCCAGCUGCCUCACUACCCCCUCCCCCACGCCCCUCUUCUUCUCUCCUCCCCAGAGCGCCUACUUUACGCCUCCGCAGAGCGCCGGGAUGUUCCAGAACAACAGCAACAACGCCGCCGCCGCCUCCGCCAGCGCCCUCUACGGGCAGAUGCAUGGCAUGGCGUCCCCUUACGGCUCUCUAUUCCACUCUCAGCAACAUCAGCAGCAGCAGCAGCAGCAGCAGCAGCAGCAGCAGCAGAUGCCCCAACCACAGCAAUACCAGCAGCAGCAGUACCAGCAGCAGCAGAUGCCCCAACCACAGCAGCAACAGCAGCAGCCUCAAACCGCCCAGCCUGACGGGCGCUUCGGUUCCCCAGUGCCUUCCUACAGCCCCCUGGUGCACCCCCACAGCGCCCCCUACAGUAUGCAGCAAUACAGCACACCGCCCCCCGGCGUCCUCGGUCAGCCCUACCCCCAUCACCCCCACCCACAGUACUCGGGGCCGCCUUACUUCCCCUUCCCCCAGCAGAUGGCGCCGCACCCCUUGGUCCACACCCCCUCGCCGCCGCAGGCCCCCUCCAGCACCGAGAUGCAGCUCCGGAGGGUGCUGCACGAGAUCCGCGGUACCGUGCAGAACCUGGCCCAGAGCUCUACACCGUGUUUUGGGGACAAUCCCCCCGAUGCCUUCAGUCCACAGAGGUCUGUCCAGUCGUUAUACGAGGAGCUGCAGGUGAGGAAGAGGAGUCUGGCGGUGUUCCGUACCCAGAUGAUGGAUCUGGAGCUGGCCCUGAUGAGGCAACAAUCCCAGGUCUACCAGCACCUGAAUCAGGACGAGAGACUGGAGGCUGAGCAGCUGCAGGGUCUGCGUGGUGCGGUGCGGCAGGAGCUGCAGGAGUUGGAGCUGCAGGUGGAGGAUCGGCUCCUCACACUCAACGAGCAGCUCCGCACCGCUCCCAACCCGGCCUUCUACCGCCACCCUAUGGCCAUGCUACGGGGUCAGAGCCUGGACAGCCUGUCCAACGCCUCAGCACUCGAGCCGGUGUCUGAGCUGUUGCGAGAGCAGCUGUACCUGCAGUCUGAGCUGGGCUACGAGGGCGGCCUGAGCCGGGCCACCACCCCGCUCUCCUCCUCCGGACGCUCCUCCGGCACCGCCAGCCCCAGCAGGGGCGUCUCCUCCUCCUUCUCCUCCAGCAGACCCCCACCACACACCUCCUCCUCUUCCUCCCCCCAGAGAGGAGCCCUGUACCGGGCAUCGGUCAACCUCACCCCGGCCGCACCUCCACGGCCCGGCCAGGAGGCAUCAUCCUUCUUCGCACAAGAGGCCGAGGUGGUGGAGGGAGGACAGCAGAUGGGGGAGGAGGAGGUGGAGGGAGGAGGAGGUGGGAGUGUGGGGUGGUGCUCCUCCACCUCCACAGGCGGGGAGCAAGGGAGCCAGGCAGCUAUCAACCCUCACCUGCUGGAGGAGAGAGGGCAGGAUGGAGGACAAGGAGCAGGAGGAGGAGCAGGAGGAGGAGGGAGAUCUGUGACGGAAAGAGCAGUGGAGAAUCCACACCUGCAACAGCUGAUCAAAGAGAUCAAAGACAGCAUUGCGGAUGAGAUCCGCCAGGAGAUCGUGAGCGAGCUGUUGGCCGCGGUGGGUCCCCGGAGGACUGCUACCCCUUCCAGGGAGCAGCAGCAGCAGCAGCAGCCUUGAGCCGCCCAACACAACACCGGCUCUUUUGGGAGCAAGAGAGAGAUGAAGCGGAGAGAAAAUGGGAGGAGGAAACGUACACAAAAACUGUGCUGAUCACUGUGGAAGCCUGCACUGAAAAGGAGAUCGAUCUACAGCACCAGCCCAGCCAGUCCAGCUCCAGCUCCAACCAUCACCACAACCAAACCUUCCACCACCCAGGGCCUCUGACAGCUUUGGCUGGGCCCGGGACAAAGACGACACAUGAAGGGACCCCAAACCCAAUACAUACAGUGUAAUGAGAAUCCAAUUCUGGGCCCCCUCUCUCCCUGGGCCUGGGACAAGUGACCCCUUUUUCCUCCCUACCGGCUUCCCUGCCACCACCAAAUACACCACCUCUCAAUGUUAAGUCCAUCCCCUGCUGCUUCAUAAUAGGGUGGUGUUGUGGCCACUUGUGUGUCUGUUGCCCUUUUCUGUGGCCACUGUCUAUCCGGCAGAGAGGCCGCUUCAAAAAAUAGACAUACAUGAAUGUUCAUGAUGGAAACUAAUUAAUAAAAUGACUUAAAUGCCAUGCCAAUUUCCCACAUGGCUACUACCAGUUCUGUCCAGUUCCAACCAUCACCGCCACCUCCAAACCUUCACCCUGCCUGAUCCUGAUGUCCUGGCAGUCUGGGGAACACAGGACACACAAGCCUCCCCCUCCUCCACCAUGAGCCAAUACUGGCCAAAUGAGUACGACGAUAAUGAGCACUUAUUUUGGCCAAAAGAAAAAAACACUGCCUAUCUUGUUUCACUUUGGGAACUUUGACCAACGACUCCACACACAACACAUACACAUUGCCACUCCUAGGUGGGGGUGGGAGACUGGGAGAGUGUUGAAGGGUUUUGGUCGGGGGAGAGACUCAUAAGGUAGAAGUGAAUGGGAAUGGCACGGUGUGCUGUACUGGCUGGCUGCAUUUGAAGGUACAAUCGCAAAUGUGGAUGCCUUUGUGGGGACAUGCUAAAAGUAAGUGCUGUUGGUCAUAUUGCAUGUCCGUCUGUCGAAAGGUGAACAAGUUCGAAGAGACUAUAUGGAUGGCCUUAAAAGGUAUGAAUUGUACACUGUAUGCGUGUUUGCAUUUGUGUUUGUGUGUGAGUGAAUGAAGUGUCUUGUCUGGAUACAUGCUUGAAACUACUGUAUGUCUGUGUUUCUAUCCAUGUACUAAAUGUCUCUCUACUGUAUAAAGACCAACACCUCCUUUCUCCUUCACAUCUUCUAAUGCAACCUCUGUGAGGAACUAACUGUGCAAUACAUUUCACUUUGCGACUUGAAAUCGACCAAUAGCGACUACUGUUCUUUAGGUGUGCCACUUCUGAAGGCUCUCCUCAGCCUUGUCCGCCACUAAAGGCUAUAUUUAUGUCUUCAAUCUAUCACACGCGCCCCUAACAAGGACAAAGAACUAAAGUAGCCUCGAGCACAUUUCUAAAUACGUUUUGCCUCUGUAGACACAGCACUACUACUUCAGGUUCUUGUUUUUUUUUUAAUAAUGUUUGACACAGAUGAACUAGUGCUAAGUGUUGGGAUGUGGGAUACACGUAAUUAAUUAGCCCUCACUCUAGCCUUAGCAAGGGAGAGACACCACAGCUAUUGUUGUUUCACUGUUAUCGAUUUUGUCAUUGUCGCUGUUUGUUAUUUUUUUUGUCGUUAAUUGAGCAAUGAGUUAAUACUAAUUUGAUUUGCGAUACCUGUCCUUCUGUCUGUGGUUUAUGUGCUACUUUUGUUUGAAAGGGACUUGCUAACGUGUCACCUUUUUUGGGAUGCAUGAGGGAUGUUGUCUAAAGCAAAUCAUUAAUAAAGAUUUAUUUAUUUUGAGUAAA